Molecule: messenger RNA, 9352 nt
Organism: Grammomys surdaster
Lineage: Eukaryota; Metazoa; Chordata; Mammalia; Rodentia; Muridae
Gene: Rbm33
Product: RNA binding motif protein 33
Exons: 19
Coding region: 60-3773 (1237 amino acids)
Molecular function (GO): RNA binding
Source: RefSeq, a predicted model, not a curated record
AGAGCUGUCGGCCCGCCAGGGGCUCGGGGGACGGCUGAAGGCCGGGCCCGGGGACCACCAUGGCGGCCGCCCUGGGCGCGGGCGGAGGAGCAGGCGCUGGAGAUGAUGACUUUGACCAGUUUGACAAGCCUGGUGCAGAACGGUCCUGGAGAAGAAGAGCUGCUGAUGAGGACUGGGACAGUGAACUGGAAGAUGACUUGCUUGGAGAAGAUUUACUGUCUGGCAAAAAGAAUCAGUCGGAUUUGUCAGAUGAAGAGCUGAAUGAUGAUCUUUUACAGAGUGAUAACGAAGAUGAAGAAAAUUUCAGUUCUCAGGGUGUCACCAUCAGUCUGAAUACCACCUCUGGCAUAGUUACAUCAUUUGAGCUGUCUGACAACACCAAUGACCAAUCUGGAGAACAGGAGUCUGAGUAUGAACAAGGAGACGAUGAGCUAGCGUACCACAAACCAGAGGAACAAGAACUGUAUACUCAGGAGUACCCAGAAGAAGGACAGUAUGAAGGCCAUGACGCAGAAUUGACAGAAGACCAAAUAGAAUAUGGGGAUGAGCCAGAGGAGGAGCAGCUGUACAGUGAUGAAGUGUUGGACAUCGAAAUCAAUGAACCUUUAGAUGAAUUUACAGAUGAAGAGUACUUGCAGGCUUAUGGUGGGCAGCAAGGGCUCCAAGUGCGGGAAGACUGUGAGGCUGAAGAUGACUUAGACGAGAUUACCGAGUCCCGGGUUGCUUCUGAGACCCACGAGGGAGGAAUGGAAGCCCUGGAACUCCAGAAAGACAUAAAAGAAGAAUCAGAUGAAGAGGACGAUGAUGAUGAAGAAUCUGGACGAUUACGUUUUAAAACUGAAAGGAAAGAAGGAACAAUUAUUAGGCUUUCAGAUGUAACUAGAGAGAGAAGGAACAUUCCAGAAACUUUGGAGCUUUCUGCAGAAGCCAAAGCUGCAUUGCUUGAGUUUGAAGAAAGAGAGCGACAGCAUAAGCAGGGGCGCUAUGGCUCCCGUCGGGGAGGAAGGCGAGGAGGCUCUCUGAUGUGCCGUGGAAUGGGAGACCAGAGGCGAGACAACAACGAGAGGGGAAGGAUGAAGGAGCACAGGCCUGCCCUGCUUCCUACACAGCCGCCUGUUGUGGCUCACUCUCCAAGAUUAAUCCCUCCUCCACAGCCGCAGCCUCCUCCUCCACCACCACCACCACCUCAGCAACAGCCAAUCAGAAGUCUGUUCCAGCAGCAGCAGCUGCAGCCUCUACUCCCCUUACAACACCCGCAUCACCCCUCUCCUCCUCAGGGAGUGCACAUGUCCCCCCAGAUUGAGACUCCAAGGAUGAUGCUGACCCCUCCCCCAGUGACCCCUCAGCAGCCCAAGAACAUCCACAUCAACCCACACUUCAAGGGGACCGUGGUAACCCCUGUUCAAGUGCCCUUGCUGCCAGUUCCAAGCCAGCCAAGGCCUGCUGUGGGACCCCAAAGAUUUCCAGGCCCUCCAGAAUUUCCACAGCACACACCUGGACCUGUUCCCAACAGUUUUAACCAGCCACCUCGACUUCCUCUCCAGGACCAGUGGAGAGCUCCACCCCCACCUCAAGAAAGAGACCCUUUCUUCUUAGGAGUUUCAGGUGAACCAAGGUUCCCCAGUCAUCUCUUUUUGGAACAGCGAAGUCCUCCUCCACCGCCGCCUCCUCCCACGCUCCUGAACAGCAGCCAUCCUGUCCCCACUCAGAGUCCCUUGCCGUUCACUCAGCCUGGACCAGCAUUUAAUCAGCAAGGACAGCAGCCAGUGUUCCCUCGAGAGAGGCCUGUAAGACCAGCCCUGCAGCCCCCAGGCCCAGUGGGGAUCCUGCACUUUAGCCAGCCCGGGUCGGCCACUGCCAGGCCUUUCAUUCCUCCUAGACAGCCGUUCCUGCCCAGCCCGGGACAGCCGUUCCUGCCUGCACACGCACAGCCUAACCUUCAGGGACCCUUGCAUCCUCCGUUGCCACCACCUCAUCAACCACAGCCCCAGCCCCAGCAGCCCCAGCAGCAGCCCCAGCAUCACCAGCACCAGCCCCCCCUCCAGCCCCCACUCCAGCCUCCACACCAGCCUCCCCCACAGCAUCAGCCUCCUCCACAGCAUCAGCCGCAGCAGCACCAGCAUCACCACCACCUGUCUGCUCCUCCCCCUCCUCUGAUGCCCAUGUCUCAGCCGCAGUUCAGGCCGCAUGUACAGACUGCCCAGCCUCAGCCCAGCAGCAGUCGGAUGCAGUGUACCCCACGUCAGGGGCUCCGGCAUAGUGCAGCAUCUCAGAACAUAAGCAAACGGCCCAUGCAGCAGAUGCAACCCACUGCUCCGAGAAACAGUAAUCUGCGUGAACUCCCCAUAGCACCUUCCCAUGUUUUGGAAAUGAGUGGUAAUCGCUGCUCCUCCACACCUGCAGCUCAGGUGAAGUCCAUUGUCAACACGUCCCCACCUUGUAGGGCUGUGGUGGCUUCGAGGAGCUCACAGGGAAAGACUGAUGCAAAAGCCAAGCCUCUUAGUCCUGGAGCUCAGCCUAAGGAAGAAGCAAAAGCAGAAGCAGAGUUUCCUGAUGAAGAUGAAGAGACAAGGUUAUAUCGCUUAAAGAUAGAGGAGCAGAAGCGACUGAGAGAAGAAAUCCUGAAGCAGAAGGAGCUACGAAGGCAGCAGCAGGCUGGUGCCAGAAAGAAGGAGUUAUUGGAAAGACUUGCGCAGCAGCAGCAGCAGCAACAGCAGCAGCAGCAGCAACAGCAGCAGCAGCAGCAGCAGCAGCAGCAGCAGCAGCAGCAGCAACAGCAGAUAUAUGGUUCACAGACCUCCAUGGAGCAAGAGGAACUGGCAGCUACACCAUCACCCACCAAUGGUAACCCAUUGUUGCCCUUUCCUGGGGCACAAUGCAGGCAGAAUGUGAAAACCAGACUUCUUGUUAAAAACCAAGAUGUCACCACUGCUAAUGUUCAGCCCAAAGCGGUAAACUUUGUCCCACCUGGUGCUAACAUGCAGCAUCAAGGGCAACACUUGAGACCACUGAAGCAUCUGCGACAGCUGCCACACAAAGUCCUCCAGGUCAAACCUAUGGACAUGGAGGAGAUGCCCCACUCCCCACAGGCAGCCAGAGUGACCUCCCUCCAGGGCCAGCCUCAGGACACCAAGCCAGGGGUGAAGAGGACUGUCAUGCACAGGGCCAACAGUGGAGGUGGUGGAGAUGGGCCACAUGUCAGCUCCAAGGUCAGGGUGAUUAAGUUGUCUGGAGGGCAGGGAGGAGAGAGCGAUGGUUUUUCACACACAGAAGGCCAGCCCCAGCGGCUUCCGCAGCCUCCAGACAUGAGACAGCAGCCUACUCGCAAGGUGACGCUGACCAAGGGGGUUCCUCAGCAGCCCCAGCUCCUUCCUGUGGGGCCGCACAUGUACCCAGCCAUUCCUCCAGGGAUCAAAAGCAUCCAAGGGACUCACCCAGCCAAGAAGGCCAUCAUGCAUGGACGAGGCCGAGGAGUGGCAGGUCCCAUGGGCCGGGGACGACUAAUGCCAAAUAAGCAGAACCUUCGAGUGGUGGAAUGCAAGCCACAGCCCUGUGUGGUGUCCGUGGAAGGCCUAUCCUCAUCCACCACUGAUGUCCAGCUGAAGAGCCUGCUGAUGUCCGUGGGGCCCAUCCAGAGUUUACAGAUGCUUCCUCAGCAACGGAAAGCCAUAGCGAAGUUCAAGGAGCCGGCCCACGCACUAGCAUUUCAGCAGAAAUUCCACAGGCAUAUGAUUGAUCUGUCCCACAUAAAUGUGGCCCUGAUUGUGGAGUGAUCUUGAAUGGAAACAUCUGACCUCAUGCUGCACACACUGUGGAAUUUCUUGAAGGAAGCUGUAGGUCGGUGCAGGAUCCCCAGCAGUGCAGGUCUCUCGGGUCUGCAGUUUGCCAACUUGUCUGCGCACGCACCAGCCAGCCACAGGGUGAUUCCAGAAGAGAGCUGUUUAAACUGGUGGACAUGGGAUUGGAGUCUGGUGUUAGAUUGUUUUGAAUUCUGUUGUCCACAAGAACUCUGUUCUCGUGUUCUUUUGUUUCCAAGUGCUUAUAAUGCAUGUAGACCUUGUUCUUCGUGAUCCUGCUGUGUGAUUGGUCACAGAGUUUUAGAUUCAGAAAAGAACGUUACCAGCUCAAAUUCCAAGGAUCUUUUUCCACAGCAAAGAAUAUUUGAUAAUGGUUGCACUUAUCUUCAGUACAGGCUAGGAAAGAGUUCUCAACCAGGCUUAACUGGAGUGGUUUCAGAAAGCCCUCACAGGCUCUGGUAAAACAUAGGUAAAAAUGGGUGAUUAUGAUUGACACUCACCUGCCCUGGAAAGCCAGGGUGUGAGAUGGGUGUCUGGGAAUGGUGCCAUGGAAGUGGCAAUUCUGCUUCUUGUAAAUACCUCCAAAGUGCCACCUGUUUCAGUAGAAACUCUCAGAUGGGCACAGUGCUAGCUAGGCAAGCACAGGGCACUCCAGAGCCAGUGGCUCUGCCACCCUACAGGCAGCCCUCUUGGCCUAGUUUCCUGGCAUAGAUUGAGGCACAGCUUGAAGGGUGGUCAGACCUGCUUGAGCUUCUCUGCUUUAAAUGCCCUAGCUCUGUGGCGUGUGCUGUCUGUCACUGCUUUGAUUGCCUCACUGUCCUUCAGGGCUCUUGAGUUUCUUUUGGGUUGCCCUUCUAUCACAUGUGUGAGGGAUGGAUUUCUCAGCAGGGUUGAUGCUGCCCAAGAUAAGUGUAUCUGUCCACAUUAGUCAUUUUGGUUGAUCCCAACAGGUGAGACUUGCUUUCUACAAAGCAUCCCUUGGAGUCCAUGCGGGGCAGACAUUGAACACAGUGCCUUAUUAUGUUUCUCCCAUGAAAGAAAGCUUCAGUGUUUGGGUCAGACUUUAGAAUGAACUGACACUAGGACACACUCAGGACUUUUUAGUUGUAUUUUAUACCUGUGGUUUUAUCUCACGUAUUUGAGUAGGAUGGAGGGAGACAGAAGUCUGUUGUCAUCUACUGUCGCUGGGUAAUAAGGAAGGAGUUAAGCGCAGGACUGGAAGCAGCUGGCUUCCACAGCUGAAGUUUUACAUUACGUUUUCAAUUAGGUUGCCAGUGUUGUGACAGCUGAAGGAUGGUAUUCCAGGCCCCAAGGACCUUUGCAUAGGGUGAUUCUGAGCUGACACGAUGUGCCGGUGAGGAGCACCGGGGACACAGUUGUUGUCUGGGUUCCAGGCAGUUGAGCUGUGUCUUAGAAGACCUUGUGGUAUGGUGCCACCUCUGACCACAAAGCCUCUGCCUCACCCCUGCUUGGUGCACUAAGGGCCAGCCCUGCAGGGGUUGUACCCAGCUGAGUCGGCCCUAGCCCAUCCAUCCAAGUGCUUUCAACUGGUCGCCCCACUCUCAGUCCCACUCAUUUCACUUGGAUGCAGGAAAUGUUGAUAGAUACUUUGUCAGAUUCGUGAGCUUGGUAAUGUUAGCUCUCAUGGGACAAGAUAGACGCUAUGUAGGAGGUUGAGGGUUAGGACACAGUAAAAUGAAUUUAACAAUUUCACUGCUUUUUCAAAUAGUUUUGAGUGCUGGGCCUUUAAAACCCAAUUAUGCAUUUUUGUCUGAAAAGUAGGCACUGAAGCAUUGAAGUCAGGUAAGGAAACAUCCUCAUCAGCACCACUGUUCACCGAGGGUCUCAGGGCCACUUAGAGUGUGAUGAGAUCCCCAAGAGCAUGUGUGUCUCUUAACUGUGCGCACAUGAGCAGUGUCCUGUGAGAGCGGCUCCAAGCACUGCUUAGAACACCUUGCUACACGUUGACUUGGAGUGGGCUGUCAGACCAGGCAAGCCAGUCCUAAAGGCGUGGCUUCUGUGACGGAAACCCCUGAAAGUGAAAGAAGCAGAAUUAUUAGAAAGAGCGCCCCCACUUGCAGUGCCCUUCUCACAGUGAAGUCAGACCGUGGAAGAUCUGCUGCAACCAUUAUCUCUGUUCUUUGUGUAUCAUGCAUUUAAAAUGAGAUGGAAAAGCAUUAGUAUACUGUGUAAAUAUGGACCUUUUCAGAUUAAAACGUUAAUGGAAAUGCUUUCAACUCAAGCAGCAACAUCUUAGCUAUUUGUUAGUUCUUUUUUGUUGUCUUAUCAAAGUUUAAUGGAGACACUUUCAUAAUUGUUGUUGUGUGUACAUUUGAUUUUCAUAAAGAUGGUAGUAAGUCAAUGCAUUAACCCUCAUCUGUGUAUUAUUUGUUCACAAGUUCCAGAAGGUUGAAGGACUGACUCUCACAUCUGUCCUGAGGUAGAUAGUAGGGGCAGGGACAAGGUACUUCCCUUUCUCUGCCAUGUUUAUUUUGUGCUGUAAUGAAUGUGAGUCACUCGGCUGCUUACCUGAACGUAACCUUAUGCUGCCCUUGGCUUGGCCACAUUUGUUAAAUCCUUAUUGAUACUCUUCUUGAGGGGGAAAUCUCACCUUUUCUUUUUCAAAAAAGAUUCUGAGGCAACCCUCCCACCAUGACCCCCACCCAAUCCAAACAGGCAGCUUCUUGUGCAGGUCCUGUGCCCAUGGCUUGCUGUGGAGGAGUGUGGCUGGAUCGGGGGUGGGAGGUGGGCUUUCCAUUUUCAUCUGGGUAGUUCUCAUGUGAUAUGCAACAAUCUGAGAUGGUUGUCUGAAUCAGGAUGGAGCUUAGGUCCUGCACCCAUUGGUCAUUUUUUUUCCCCCACCAAGCAGCAUUCUGCCUGAAGCAGGUAGAAGGCUUUGCUGCUCAUGGAGGCUGGUAGGGAAGGCAUGGGAGGGAGGACUGGGCAGUGGUCCAGUGGAUGAGGAGAGACUUACAGGAUGGAAUGUCAGUGAUGCAUACCUCUGAUGGGACCCCCAGAGGAUGAUCCUUCACUCAGGUGUAGAGGCCCACAGAUGGGCAUGUGAGGGAAUUCUUGGGGUGACAUAAGCUAGGUGAAGGAGAACUAAGCUUAAAGACUAUCCCUGUCUUCUGUCUUUUGUUUUUCGUUUGUUCGUCUUUUAUUUCCCUGUGGCAUUAUUAGGAAGGUAAGCUCGAUGCAGGCCACUGACUGACACCAGUCAGAGAUAGGUCCUAGUGACGACCUAAGAGCAGUAGCCCGAGAGGCCCAUGCAGUAGUUAAGUAUUGGUUUUGGUCAUCAUUAGGUGCUCUGAGGGUCUUCUCUGUGUCCUCUGACCUGAGACAAAAUGCACGAGUCAGGAAGCACUUCUUUGUGCUAGAGCUGUGGGCCACACUGGGGGAGCUCUGUGGCUUGGUGUUCCCCUUCCUGAGAGUUAGCUUUAACUUUGACCCCCUGCUUGUUGGCCCCAGCUCUGGCUUUGCAUCCUUACUCUCAUGCCCAGUCGCUUCGUUACUCAGAGAGGGAGAAGAGGUCAGGGGGUUGUAUACCUCGAUGUGCGGAGGAGAUAACGGGGCACAGGGUAGACAAGAGCAAGACCUCCCCCCCCCCCCACACACACACACAGAGGAAGCCGCUAGGAGCUUAGCUCAGUUAUGGGAGAGCCUUAGAUACUUCACCAAGUUUAAUGAUUCUGCAAUGAUGGCUGCGGUAUUUUAAAGUUUAUGAUGAAGUCUUCUUUUUAUAUUUUUAAAUAUAAACUUGGAAAGGCAUUUAGCCUUGAUUUAUUAAAUCCUAAGGAUUUCCUGUAAGGUUUUUUUGUAACCUAUUUAGUUUUUGUCAUUUAAAAUGCCUCACUUCUUAGGUACACAAACCCAUGGCUUUGUGUACUAGGACCAGAGCAACCCACUGAUUCAUAUUGGAUCCCAGGUAUACCUCCUGCUGGUGUCAGGUGUCAGAAGGGACACUUGUGAGGUACCUUACCUCAUUUUCCUAGAAGCUGCUGACCAGAGACCUCUGUCUGUCGUUUAGAACACGACGUGGUAGGACAACUGAGAAGACAGGUCCUUGCACUGAAAGGACUCUCCUUUCCCCUUAGACGGACAGUAGACGAGGCUGUUAAGUGUGCUCCUUGCUUCUAUUUAAUGAUAUUUGAAAGGUUUGUGGGAAAUUGUAGGUGAUUUAGAGAGAACCUCCUGUCGUUUUUCUUAAGAGUCACAGGUUGGAUGGACAGACAGGUGCAUGUUGCUGUGUUCUGUGUUGGAAAGUUUAAUAUGCUCUAGGCAGUAGGCCUCUUGCCUUUCUUACAUGACUUUCUGCUAAACUACUUUUUAUUUCAAGGACAUGCACAGCAGAGGCUGGUUUGGGGACUAACGCAUUCUGCAUUGAUGUCUUAGAGCACACACAUUGUACACAGCGGGUUGCACCCAGCCCACGCUGACUGGCCGCUGAGGAGCAGAUAACCACUUGUUCUUUACUUUCAGGUGCGGAAUCCGGAUGCUGAGCUGUGUCCUCUGUGAGGACUUCCCUCCCAGACUUUAAUCCUGGUGUUUAAUUUUCAGGUGCAGCAGCAGAGCCCCAUGCUUUCCUUUCCCUUUAAGAGUGUCUGACGUUCUGUUCUCUUAUCUCACUAUGUGGCCCAUUCCCCUGCCCUGGCUGGGACUCUGACUCCCUCCUUGCCUUCUGCUUCUCUUCUGUCUUGUUGACACCUGAGGUGUUGUCACUGUUCCCCCACCACACACACACACACACACACACACACACACACACACACACACACACACCAGUGAGUCCCUGUUUGCAUGUUCUUUCCCUCUACUUGUAUGGCUUCCACCCCUUCGGUGGCUUGAGUCAGGCCCCCUCUGGCAGGAGGGACAUUGUGGACGUCUGCCCCAGGGCCACAUGUGCAGCUUCUCUAACACUUUUGCCUUGACAGGUCUUUCCUUGGGAUUUGCUCCUCCAGAACCUGAAUUGGAGAGCUUGACCUUUUGCUUGUUAUUUUGCAGUUUGAUUCUGGGUUAAAGAUGCCAGUGCCUUUCAGCUGUGGUCUGCAUGUCAUUAACCACCCCUCUCUGUUUUUACCCCUCUACCUUUGCAGGACCCGGGGCAUGGGUCAGUGUUAGUGGUAGCGUGCUCUCAUUCGCUUGGAAUUGGUGGCCGUGUGGCCGUUAUACUGCCCUUGCUGAUGUGGCCCUCAUCGACCUGUAAUGUAUGUGCGCCUCCCUGCUGUGCAGGCAGCUUGGAGUGCAGGCUGUGUUGCUGGGAGUGCGCUGGCUGCUUAGCAACCACGAGACACCACCUUGCUUUCCUCUGGCCUCCCUGUUUCUGCCAGCCCCGUGCUCUUCCCGUGAGAGUGACACUGCCGUGCUUUACUCCGGUUACCCUUUGCAUUACCCACGUGGGAGCUCUUGCAGGCUGUGUAUGUGAAGAGUAGUUGUGAUGUAGAGGAAAAGAAAUGUACUGUUGUGUGUAUCAUUUGUGUGCUUUCAGAGCAGAACAUGUGUUUCCGCUGUACUGUAACCACAAAUUCUGUCAAUAAAAUAUUAGAGGCUUUCCUGGC